AUGCGCGCCCGCGCUGUGCCCGCCCGCGCGGCGAGACUGCUGCUGCUGGCGCUGCUGCUGGCCGGCUGCGCCGGCAACCCGGACGCCAAGCGCCUGUACGACGACCUGCUCAGCAACUACAACAAGCUGGUGCGGCCCGUGCUCAACGUCAGCGACGCGCUCACCGUGCGCAUCAAGCUGAAGCUCAGCCAGCUCAUCGACGUGAACUUAAAAAACCAGAUUAUGACAACCAACUUAUGGGUGGAACAGAGCUGGUACGACUACAAGCUGUCGUGGGAGCCGCGCGAGUACGGCGGUGUGGAGAUGCUGCACGUGCCGUCCGACCACAUCUGGCGCCCCGACAUCGUGCUGUACAACAAUGCGGAUGGCAACUUCGAGGUGACGCUGGCUACCAAGGCCACGCUGAACUACACGGGGCGAGUGGACUGGCGCCCGCCCGCCAUAUACAAGUCCUCCUGCGAGAUCGACGUCGAGUACUUCCCCUUCGACCAGCAGACCUGCAUCAUGAAGUUUGGCUCCUGGACUUAUGAUGGUUUCCAGGUGGACUUGCGACACAUCGACGAGGCCCGAGGAACCAAUGUCGUGGAACUAGGCGUGGAUCUUAGCGAAUUCUAUACUUCAGUCGAAUGGGACAUACUUGAAGUUCCUGCGGUUAGAAAUGAAAAGUUCUACACAUGCUGUGAUGAACCCUACCUGGACAUCACGUUCAACAUCACGAUGCGGCGCAAGACGCUGUUCUACACCGUGAACCUCAUCAUCCCGUGCAUGGGCAUCUCGUUCCUCACGGUGCUGGUGUUCUACCUGCCCUCCGACAGCGGCGAGAAGGUGUCGCUGUCCAUCUCCAUCCUGCUGUCGCUCACCGUGUUCUUCCUGCUGCUGGCCGAGAUCAUCCCGCCCACGUCGCUGGUGGUGCCGCUGCUCGGCAAGUUCGUGCUGUUCACCAUGAUCCUCGACACGUUCAGCAUCUGCGUGACCGUGGUGGUGCUCAACGUGCACUUCCGCUCGCCGCAGACGCACACCAUGGCGCCCUGGGUGCGGCGCGUGUUCAUCCACGUGCUGCCGCGCCUGCUGGUCAUGCGCCGCCCGCACUGCCGCCUGGACCCGCACCGCAGCCGCUUCGCAGGCCUGGUGACGAGUGGCGGCUGGUCGCCCGAGCCGGCGCCCGCGUCGCCGGGCGCGUGCCGCGUGCACGACGCGCCCGCGCUGUGCGACGCGCUGCGGCGCUGGCACCGCUGUCCCGAGCUGCACAAGGCCAUCGACGGCAUCAACUACAUCGCCGACCAGACGCGCAAGGAGGAGGAGUCCACCCGGGUUAAGGAGGACUGGAAGUACGUGGCCAUGGUACUGGACCGGCUGUUCCUGUGGAUCUUCACGCUGGCCGUGCUGGUGGGCUCGGCCGGCAUCAUCCUGCAGGCGCCCACGCUGUACGACGAGCGCGCGCCUAUCGACGUGCGCCUGUCCGAGAUAGCGUACGCCGCCGCCAAGCACCGGCCGCCGCCGCGCUAGGCGCCAGAGACUACGAUAUUAUUGUAAAUAAAAUUAUAUUAUAUAAAUAGUUUAUACGACGAAAUAACGUGAUCGAAGAUAAGUCGAAUUUCUUUUGAUAGAGACGAAAUAAAUUCGUUUGU
Messenger RNA from Pararge aegeria (speckled wood butterfly), 1628 nucleotides. It is a transcript of the gene nAChRa3, whose product is annotated as acetylcholine receptor subunit alpha-like. Gene Ontology annotation, biological process: chemical synaptic transmission; regulation of membrane potential; monoatomic ion transmembrane transport. The transcript has 10 exons. The record is from RefSeq and is a predicted model, not a curated record. Gene Ontology annotation, cellular component: synapse; neuron projection; postsynaptic membrane. The coding region runs from base 1 to 1506 and encodes 501 amino acids. Lineage: Eukaryota; Metazoa; Arthropoda; Insecta; Lepidoptera; Nymphalidae. Gene Ontology annotation, molecular function: transmembrane signaling receptor activity; acetylcholine-gated monoatomic cation-selective channel activity.